This is a messenger RNA of Phyllostomus hastatus (greater spear-nosed bat), 3698 nucleotides long. RefSeq names its product zinc finger protein 626-like. The transcript has 6 exons. Gene Ontology annotation, molecular function: DNA-binding transcription factor activity, RNA polymerase II-specific; RNA polymerase II cis-regulatory region sequence-specific DNA binding. The record is from RefSeq and is a predicted model, not a curated record. NCBI's taxonomy places the organism in Eukaryota, Metazoa, Chordata, Mammalia, Chiroptera, Phyllostomidae. Bases 296 to 2050 code for a protein of 584 amino acids. Gene Ontology annotation, biological process: regulation of transcription by RNA polymerase II.
AGCAGUGAAGGUCACGUGAGCCUGCUUGGUGUCGGUCUUUCAGGUUUCAAGUCAGAGGCUCUCAGGCCGCUCUCCUGAACGCGGGAAGCCUCGCUAUCACUGUGGGCCUUGGAAUACUCGCUGCUGCGCCUCCCGCAGCUCUGAAUCCCACAUACAGGUCCUUCUGCCUGUGGGUGUGGGGGAAGAGGAUUAAGAGGCUGUGGGGACACCUUUGAAGACAUGUCCUCAACGCGCACACUUGACUCCUCAGCACAUCAUCCCCUGAGAAAACAGCCCAGAGCUUGAGCAGGAUGACAUGGCCGCUUCUCAGGGAUUGUUGACCUUCAGGGACGUGUCAGUAGAUUUCUCUUGGGAGGAGUGGGAAUGCCUGGACCCAGGUCAGCGGAAGUUGUACGUGGAAGUGAUGUUGGAGAACUACAGGACCCUGGUCUCCCUGGGUCUUUUUGUCUCUAAGCCAGUUCUGGUCACCUUUUUGGAGCAAAUGAAGGAGUGCUGGAUUAUAAACAGGGAAAAGAUGGUAUCUGCCCCUCCAGCUGUGUCAUCUGAAGACAACGAGGCCUUGUCGAGAAAGCCAGGGAUAGAAGAUUUUUUCUCUAAAGUAAUACUGAGUACAUAUAGUGAAGACAGAAGUUAUCAAGGUAAUGAACAUUGGAAAACUUUUGACCAUGGCUUUAAUCCUUACAGACAUCAGAAUCUUCAGCUUCCAGACAACCAUUAUGAAGACCAAAAACUCUUUGACAAAAUGUCAAAUUACAGUACACAUCAGGUUAUUCCUAUUGUGGAGGAAACAAACAAACCAGGAAGAUAUGUCCAGUCUUUGAAGCAGUCCUCCAAUCAUAUUAAACAAGGGAAUACUGGUACCAGUGAAGUCACUUACCAAUGUGUACCGUGUAGCAAAGUCUUCAGUCAUAAACUCAAUCGAAAUAGACUUAAGAAAUGCCAGACUGUAGAAAACCAUUAUGAAUAUAUAGAAUGUGGGAAAACAUUCAGUCAGCCUUUAGGUCUUACUGUACAUCAGAAAAUUCAUGCUGGAAAGAAGUUCCAAAAAUGUAAAUUGUGUGGCAAAGCCUUUAAAAGGCAUUCAUGUUUUAGUGCACAUGAGAAAAGAAUUCAUACUGGGGAGAAACAUUACCAGUGCAGAGAAUGUGGUAAAGCCUUUAGCAAGUUGUCAUACCUUAAGCGGCAUGAGAGAAUUCAUACAGGAGAAAGGCCUUAUCAAUGUAGAGAAUGUGGUAAAGCCUUUAGCCAGUCCUCAGGGCUUAUUCAACAUCAGAAAAUUCAUACUGGGGAAAAGCCUUAUAAAUGUAGAGAAUGUGGUAAAGUCUUUAGCAAGUUGUCAUACCUUACACGGCAUGAGAAAAUUCAUACAGGAGAAAGGCCUUACAAAUGUAGAGAAUGUGAUAAAGCCUUUAUGUGGUUGUCAAACCUUACACGACAUGAGAGAGUUCAUACUGGUGAGAAGCUUUAUCAAUGUAGAGUGUGUGGUAAAGCUUUUAAUCAGUCCUCAAAACUUAAAUGCCAUCACAGAAUUCAUACUGGAGAAAAGCCAUAUAAAUGUAAAGAAUGCGAUAAAUCGUUUCGCCAGUCCUCAGCCUUUAUUCACCAUCAGAAAGUUCAUACUGGAGAGAAGCCUUAUAAAUGUAGAGAAUGUGGUAAAGCCUUUACAGAGUCCUCAAUCCUUACUAAACAUCAGAGAAUUCAUACUGGGGAGAAGCCUUAUAAAUGUAGAGAAUGUGGUAAAGCCUUUACAGAGUCCUCAACCCUUACUAAUCAUCAGAGAAUUCAUACUGGAGAGAAGCCUCAUGAAUGUGGAGAAUGUGGUAAAACUUUUAGGGUGUCCUCAACUCUUACCAAGCAUCAAAGAAUUCACACUGGAGAGAAGCCUCACAAAUGUAAAGAAUGUGGUAAAGCUUUUAGAGUGUCCUCAACCCUAUCUAAACAUCAAAGAAUUCAUACUGGAGAGAAGCCUCAUGAAUGUAGAGAAUGUGGUAAAGCUUUUAGGGUGUCCUCUACCCUCAUUCAACAUCAGAAAAUUCAUACCUCAUAUUAGUCUUAUAAAUGAAGAGGAUGUGGCAAAUCCUUUAGGCAGUCCCCCACUGUUAGAAUAAAGAAGUCAUAAUGUAGAAAACCCUUAUUAAUAUAGAGAAUUUGUAAAUCAUUUUGCUAGCCCUCAAAUCUUACUCAAGAUUAGAAAAUUCAUACUGGUGUAAAGCAGCCUUAUAUCUGUAGGAAAUGUGGCAAGGCCUUUAACCAGGGGUUAAACCCGAUUGGAUAUCAGAAAGUUUAUACUGGACAAAAAUUCUCCAGAUGUAACCAUUGCAAAGUUUUUAAGAAUACUCAAAACUCACUCAGCAGCACAGAAUUUAUGAGACUGAAGAGAAGGCUUAGGAAUAUGUAGAAUAUGGGAAACACAAAAAGAGACCUACAGAUACGAGGAAUGUGAUAAAGCCUUUUCUUUGCAGUGGAUUCUUGGUAGAUUUUGUAUAAUUCAUUCUCAUGUUUUACAAAUGUGAAAAUGUGGAAAGCCAUUUUCUGCCACUGAUUAAUUACUAAAUAUCAGAAUUUACAAAAGAGGUAAAUGUUAGAAAUGUGAAUAAUAUGGCAAAGCUUUUAUUUGCUUCUCAAAACAUACUCAUCAGAUUAUUAUGGAGACAGCUUGUAUUACCAAACAGACCCAUGGUGAGGAGACAAAAUACUAUUACCAAAUGGACCCCCUUUCUUCUCACAGGGUCCCCCUGUUUUACGUUCACCUUGUUCGCUGCCAGGAAGUUAUGGCUCUCAAUGUCAGAGAUUGGUGAAAACGAAAAGAAUUAUUUAUUCAAAAGUUGUACAGACUUAGAGUAAUGACUUAAUGUCUUUGUUAAAAUCCCAAAGUCCCUUAAAACACCCACAAACACACAGAAUCCUCCCUUCCCCCUUUACCCAGUCUGGGGUACCAUAUCUCAGGAAAAGAAAUAGACAUCAAUGGCUCUGGUAGCCCCUGAUUCUUCUCAGUAAUCUGUACUCAGCUGGCAGGCCUUGUGUGGUUCUCAGAACCAUCAGCUGUGUUGCCAGGAUCUCCAGUUAAUCCAAAACUAUGUGGCACCUUCUCAUGACCCAUUUCACCCCUUUUCUUCCCAAAGAUAAAAAAUGUGGAAAAGCUUUAACAAGUACUCUGACCUUACUCAACAUAAGAAUUUAUUCUAAAGAGAAAACAUGAAUGAAAAGAAUGUUUAAAACUUUUUUUGCACAUUAAUAGCUUAUUUGACACAUGAGAAUUCAUAUGAGAUGAAAAUCUUAAAGGUCUGUGAACUUACAAAUUAGGUGGGUUUCAGUCAUCUACUUUGCCAUAGAAGACUGAGGACAUACUAAUCCACAAUAUAUGAACAAAAUCUAAAUGGAGAUACUGUGUGGUUGACUCCAAACUUUGUUGAAUGUCAUCACAAGGGCAUAUUUUUUGCAUAAGAAAGAGAAACAGUAAGCCCUAGCCAGAUAGCUCAGUUUAUUAAACCAUUGUACCAAUUCAGCAAGAUUGCAGGUUUGACCCCUGGUCAGAGCACAUACAAGAACCAUCAAUGAAUGCACAAAUAAGUGGAAUAACAAAUGGACGUUUCUUUCUCUAUCCCUUCCUCUCUGUGAAAUCAAUAAUUUUUUGAAAAGAGAAAUACUAAGAAUUGUUUUGUAAUAACUUUUGUUGGAAUAAAAUUUAUGUAGCUCUG